CGGGUAUUACAAGGCUAACCAUGGCCGGCGAUUUCGUUAUGACCCUCGAUUCUGACGAUGAAGGAGACAUCCGUCCUGGAAGGAGUACGGACUCACCCCCAAAUGCCGACCCGGAGAUCGCUCAGCUCAACCCCGAAUUCUCCUUCGAUAUUGCUGAUGAUGUAUAUGAUGUAGUGCUACCUGGGGAUGGAGAGCAUUCACUGGGGGCUAGCGGUUCUAAAGUGGAGCCCGUGUCUAUCGACCAUUUAAUCUCUCGGCGAAGAAAAAACCUGUCAAAGAAACGCAAGCGGAGCGACGAUGAUUCUGGCAGCGAACAUGCGAAUGAUGCUUCAUCCCGUUCUGAUAGCGAAGAGGAUCCCCUGGCUACAUCCGACGAGGAAGAUGUUGACGAAGAUAAUGAGCAUAGUGACGAGCACGAAGACGAAGAGGCCGAAGGGUCUUCGGAUGGAGAGUCAUCCGCGGACAGUCUUGAUGAAGAGACGCAAGCUGAGAAGGAUAGGAAGGCCGCCUUCUUCUCGGAGGCAGAACCAUCAGAAACGCAUUCUUCGUUUCUUACGAUGAACCUAUCGAGACCUAUCCUAAAAGCUCUUACUAACAUGGGCUUCAGUACUCCGACUCCAAUUCAGGCUGCUACAAUCCCCGUGGGCUUGUUAGGAAAGGAUGUUGUUGGCAACGCUGUGACCGGCUCGGGGAAAACGGCUGCGUUCAUUAUACCCAUGCUAGAACGUUUGUUGUACCGAGAACGCGGGAAAAAGGCCGCAGCAACACGAUGUCUCAUCCUUGUACCCACACGGGAAUUAGCGGCGCAGUGUUUCGAAGUCGGGACGAAACUUGCUGCCCAUACAGACGUUCAGUUCUGUCUUGUUGUCGGUGGUUUGUCGCUCAAAGCUCAGGAAUUAGUCUUGCGAAACAGGCCAGAUGUAGUGAUUGCUACUCCUGGCCGUCUCAUUGAUCACAUCCGAAAUUCCCCAUCUUUCACGUUGGACGCCUUGGAUAUCCUGGUGCUUGAUGAAGCUGACCGAAUGCUCUCCGAGGGUUUCCACGACGAGUUAACGGAAAUUAUCAAGUCUUGUCCACCGUCCAGGCAGACUAUGUUAUUCUCCGCGACGAUGACGGACUCCGUAGACGAACUAGUGAAAAUGUCCUUAAACAAGCCUGUUCGCCUGUUCGUGGACCCGAAACGAAUGACGGCAAAAGGUCUCAUACAGGAAUUCAUUCGAGUUCGUGCCAGCAAGGAAGACGAACGGGCCGCUAUUCUUGUCACCAGCUGCAAGAAGAUAUUCAAGAGUGGUGUCAUUGUAUUCUUUCGGAGCAAAAAGCUUGCCCAUCAGAUGCGAAUUGUCUUUGGGCUUUUAGGGAUGUCAGCCGAGGAGCUUCACGGAGACCUCACCCAAGAACAACGCCUUAAAGCACUGCGUGCGUUCCGUGAAGGCCAGGUAGACUAUCUUAUGGCCACCGAUCUGGCUUCGCGUGGUCUCGACAUCAAGGGUGUCAACACGGUUGUCAACUAUGAUAUGCCGAAUGACCUGGCCCAAUAUCUACACCGUGUCGGACGUACUGCCAGGGCGGGUAAAAGAGGACGAUCUGUGAGCUUGGUGGGCGAAGGCGAUCGUAAAAUGCUCAAAGCCGUAAUGAAGCAUAGUUCGGGAGCAGACCAAGUCCGACACCGGAUACUGGAUGCUGAAGAUGUUACAAAAUGGGCGGAAGAGCUCGAAGAAUUGAAGGAUGAGGUAGCCGAGAUACUCAAGGAGGAGAAAGAAGAAAAAGAGCUACGCCGAGCGGAGAUGGAGUUGAAGAAGGGUCAAAAUAUGAUCGAGCAUGAAGAAGAGAUCUAUUCUAGGCCGGCUAGAACGUGGUUCCAGUCUGAGAAAGAGAAGGCCAAAUCGGCAGAAUUGAGCAAGAAGCUGCACGAAGCAGGUCCCUCGAGUGCGGCAAGAGUGAAAAAUGUGUCCGAUAGCACAAAGCCUAAGAGAGAUAAAUUCGCUGGCUUGUCACGGAGAGCUAAGAGACAUAAGAUGGCCGUGGAGGAGGACAAAGAGGCCGGUGAUAGCAAAACCAUUGACGCAGCUAUCAGAGCGGUCAAGAAGUCCUCCCGUCCGGCCAAGAUAGGUGAACCUGAGCGCCGGCCGUCUAGAGCUAAGAAGACAAAGGACAAAAAGAGGACGAAGACUAAGACCUCUUUGUCUAAACGUGAGAGCGCCUUUGGUACGGAGAUGGGGCAAUCGGCGAGACGGGAAGGAGUACGUGCGAAGAAGGGAGUGCAAGUUGGCGGUAAAGCCAAGAAGGGGGGCAAGCGGAAAGCAAGAUAGGAAUGCUAUAGUAACGUCUUGCAGGACAUUGGCCUCCUGACUGGUAAGAAUUGUCAUGUUGAUACGACCAUUACCUCCUUGUUCCCGUCAUAUUAUCGAAAGUGCCAUUUCGGGCC
This is a messenger RNA of Gloeophyllum trabeum ATCC 11539, 2425 nucleotides long. RefSeq names its product DEAD-domain-containing protein. NCBI's taxonomy places the organism in Eukaryota, Fungi, Basidiomycota, Agaricomycetes, Gloeophyllales, Gloeophyllaceae. Gene Ontology annotation, molecular function: nucleic acid binding; ATP binding; RNA helicase activity. The coding region runs from base 21 to 2309 and encodes 762 amino acids. The transcript has 8 exons. The record is from RefSeq and is a predicted model, not a curated record.